Messenger RNA from Photinus pyralis (common eastern firefly), 1859 nucleotides. RefSeq names its product vanin-like protein 1. NCBI's taxonomy places the organism in Eukaryota, Metazoa, Arthropoda, Insecta, Coleoptera, Lampyridae. Bases 92 to 1678 code for a protein of 528 amino acids. The record is from RefSeq and is a predicted model, not a curated record. The transcript has 8 exons.
AAAGGCAAUUAAAAUUGAUAUAGGUACAUUUACACAUUUAGCAGGAAAUAACCACCGAAACAGUCGCUUACCUUAUGCGCCGAAAUUAACGAUGUAUUAUUAUUAUUUGUUUACUGUGCAGGUGUUAUUUGUGAAUGCGUUAGCCGAAGAGUUAACCUACAAAGCAGCAGUCAUGGAAUAUACGCCAAAGGAUGAUCACCUAACAAAGAAACAAAAUUUUAUGGAGAACAUGCAUGAAUACAUAAGAUACAUUCAGCAGGCUGCUUUUCAGGAUGUCCAAAUUUUGGUAUUUCCAGAAAUGGGUUUAACUGGUAGUAUCACGAAUUGGAGGGAGCUGCAGGACAUCAGCACUGAAAUACCAGAUCCGGAUCAAAAUGUUGUUCUCUGCUCCAAUAAUUUAGAUAAUGAAAGAUAUGCCCAGUUUCUGGUUGAUCUCUCAUGCAUUAUAUCAAGGCAGAGAAUCUACACUGUUAUCAAUUUAAUCGAAUCCAGGUUGGACAAUCACAGCAAGAAUAAGUUCUAUCACAACACUAAUAUUGUAUUCGACAAAAAUGGAGCGAUAAUCGCCAGGUAUCGCAAAAUCAAUUUAUUUAACGAACCAUACUUCGUCGCAGGGGAUGAGGAACAGACCGCUAUUUUUGCAACGGAUUUCGGUGUUACGUUCGGAAUGUUCAUUUCCGGAGACAUUUUAUAUCGACAUCCAAGUCAACAUGUAUUAGGCAAUCCAGCUGUAACGGAUAUAGUUUACUCCUCUUCUUGGAAAUCAGAGUUGCCCUUUUGGCAGUCAAACUCUCUCCAGCACGGAUACGCUAAAUCGAGCAAAGUUAAUUUACUGGCUUCGAGCCGUAACGAUCCGUCUGAGGGAUAUGGCGGAAGCGGAAUUUACUUAGCUAAUGGAAAGGUGGCCGAAACGUACUUGUCUGGGGAAAGAAAGUCUAAAAUUAUUAUUCAAAACGUUCCUAAAAGUGGAGAGAGAACUGAACAUUAUACGUCCUGUCAGGGGUCAAGUGCUACGACCACGCAAGGUGUUCACUUGGGAAUUGAAAGACAAUUACCUGACAUCAGCCUUUUUCGGACAACUCCAGUAGAUUUAUCGAAUUAUACAUUUAAAUCAAUAAAUCUACUCAAUAAGACGAUAUCUGAAACAAUAUGUAGCGGGGAAAGUAAAUUCUGCUGCAACUUUCAUAUGGUUGUCAGUAAGCACACGACUGUCUUCCAAAACUACAUUUACAAAUUAGUUGCCUUUUCUGGUGUGACAAAGUAUGGUACAUCAAAGACGGUAGGGGAACGCAUUUGUGGGCUCGUCGCCUGCUUGGAUGAAAGUAACCAAUCUUGUGGUGGAAGAAACUUGCUCUCACCUUCGGGUGUAAGUUUUGAAAGUAUAUCGAUUAAAGGGCAGUUUAAUCCAGACCACGCUCACUACCAGCCUUCAACUUUGAAGUUUGAUUUAACUCCUGCCACCGAUUACUUGUAUUGUACAGAGCAGAUUGCCCGUCACGAAAUAGAAGUUAGUUUAAUCACCACAAAACGACACGAUUCUUUGUUAACAUUUGGUAUACUCGGAAGGGUAUAUAUUAAUGAUAACACAUUCCCUGGUACUAUAAAUAAUUCUAACAUUAGCCGUAUCAAUGGUUUAGUCUUUAUAAUGACAGUUAUAUAUACUUAUUUGAGAUUAUAGUGAGAUUAUAGUAUAUACCCCAUUACAUACACCCGCCACGUGUCACGCAACUCAGGAUAUUUACCUACCUCUUAUAGGAAUAGAACGACUUUAUACAACUUGCCACAUUGUUAUGCCAGCCCGAUUCUUAAGUUCGUAGAGUUGAAAUUAGUUUGAAAAUAAAUUUAUUUCUCGUUUGACA